AUGAAAGAAUUUCUUCUCCGCAGUCAAGGGUGUCCACCGUCCCACAGCCAGACAAACCGCGUCGACGGAACUUCCCUACUCAUUGCGAAGGCGCAAAUUCUAAAUCGCUGGGUCGAGCACUUUAGAAGCGUCCUCAUCCAUCCCUCCACAAUCUCCGACGCCGCCAUCGCCCCUCUGCCUCAAGUGGAGACCAACGCCGACCUGGAUCUCGCGCCCUCUCUCCACGAAACCAUCAGGGCCGUACAGCAGCUCACCAGUGGGAAAACACCUGGAUCGGACGCGAUCUCUGCUGAGAUCCACAAACGCGGUGCCCCCCAACUCAUGAAUCAUCUGACGACCCUCUUCCAGGAGAUGAGGCGUCAAGGGAAGUUCGCAGGAUUUCAAGGACGUCACAAUCGUCCAUCUUUACUAGCGAAACGUGAACUGCCAACCCUGCGACAACCGCCGAGGCAUUGCGCUGCCCAACCUAGCCGAAAAGAUCUCCGCUGGCACUUUACCCAACCGUCCGAACAAACAUCUGGAACAGGGUCUCCUGCCGGAAAGCCAGUGGGACUUCCGCCGUCACUGUGGGACCACAGACAUGAUUUUCACAGCCCGCCAACUGCAAGAGAUGCGGAACCACCUCAACUCUACCUUUGGGGAUCUGACAAAAGCCUUCGAUACAAUGAAUCGUGA
Molecule: messenger RNA, 675 nt
Organism: Spirometra erinaceieuropaei
Lineage: Eukaryota; Metazoa; Platyhelminthes; Cestoda; Diphyllobothriidea; Diphyllobothriidae
Source: the annotation of a GenBank genome assembly